AAAAGAAGGAGCAGCGGCCGGGAGACGCCCCGGGCCGCGGGGAGGGGGGCGGCUCGCCAUUUUUGGCUCCCGGGGGGCGGCGUCUCUGGCGAGCGAGGCGUCGCGACGCCCGUCCGCAGUGCACAGCAGGCGUCACAACCCGGCACUCCUCGGCCCGCGAACAGCGCUUCGGCAGAGCGAGCACUAGUUUUUCCUGGAGGCGAGAGGGAGAGCAGUCGGCCGCCAACAUGGACGCGAUCAAGAAGAAGAUGCAGGCGAUGAAGCUGGAGAAGGACAACGCCAUGGACAAGGCCGACACGUGUGAAGGACAGGCGAAGGACGCAAACCUCCGAGCGGACAAGAUCCUGGAAGACGUGGGCGACCUCAAGAAGAAGCUGACCCAGGUGGAGGCCGACCUCGCGGCGACCAAGAACAACCUGGAGCAGGCCAACAAGGACCUGGAGGAGAAGGAGAAGACCUUGCAGAACGCGGAGAGCGAGAUGGCGGCGCUCAACAGGAAGGUGCAGCUGAUAGAGGAGGACCUGGAGCGGUCGGAGGAGCGCUCCAACACGGCCCUCACCAAGCUGGCCGAGGCCUCCGAGGCCGCCGAGGAAGCCAAGCGGAUGUGCAAGGUGCUGGAGAACCGCAGCCAGCAGGAUGAGGAGAGGAUGGACCAGCUGACCAACCAGCUGAAGGAAGCGCGCCUGCUGGCAGAGGACGCCGACGGCAAGUCCGACGAGGUGUCGCGCAAGCUGGCCUUCGUUGAAGACGAGCUGGAGGUGGCUGAGGACCGCGUCAAGUCCGGAGACUCGAAGAUCAUGGAGCUGGAAGAAGAGUUGAAGGUUGUCGGUAACAGCUUGAAGUCUCUGGAGGUAUCGGAAGAGAAGGCCAACCAACGAGUGGAAGAAUACAAGCGCCAGAUUAAGACCCUCACAGUCAAGUUGAAGGAGGCGGAGGCCCGCGCUGAGUUCGCUGAGAAGACGGUGAAGAAGCUCCAGAAGGAGGUUGACAGGCUGGAAGAUGAACUUGGAAUCAACAAGGACCGAUACAAGUCGCUGGCAGACGAGAUGGACUCCACCUUCGCCGAGUUGGCCGGGUACUAACCCCGCCCCCCCUGACCACACGUCGCGGACAGCAGCCGGGCGGGGCGCGCCUGCCUCCAACCAAUCAGAGCCGGCGUGACGUCCACCGCAGGCCUCUCUAGGGAAACUUCACUUCUACCAGCCUUCUUCUCUUCCGCAGUCGAAAUAAGCUCCGUUCGCUCGAAUCAAAAAAUUAAAAAUUCUGGAACUUUGAAAACACAUGUAAACAAAUAAACUUAUGGGUUCUGCUACAAAACAACCAAAUUCUACGAUUAAUUAUUUUUCUUUUCUUCUACAAGUUGUAAAUAUGUAGAACGUGAAAAAACUUGACGGUAGGAAGGAAAUAUAUGCAUGUGUUUGAGAAGUGUACGUGUUGAUUGUUAACGUUUAAACUGCCUAUAUUAUCUCGAGAGUUUGUACAAUUUUUUUUUCUAGUUGGACUGAAUCAAUUGUUUCCUUCUGUGAGCCACAGAUGGUUGUGUGUGGUUUCACAAGUUUGAAAUUCAACAAAACUGUGCCUUACAGUGCGGUACCAAGUGGAAAGCACUGAUUAAAAAAAAUAUAGAAUCAUAUGAUUUGUAUUAACAGAAAUAAACUGUUGUUAACCGUGA
Bacillus rossius redtenbacheri is the source of this 1672-nucleotide messenger RNA. RefSeq names its product tropomyosin-1 (gene Tm2). Gene Ontology annotation, biological process: muscle contraction; actin filament organization. NCBI's taxonomy places the organism in Eukaryota, Metazoa, Arthropoda, Insecta, Phasmatodea, Bacillidae. The coding region runs from base 228 to 1082 and encodes 284 amino acids. The transcript has 10 exons. Gene Ontology annotation, cellular component: actin filament. Gene Ontology annotation, molecular function: actin filament binding. The record is from RefSeq and is a predicted model, not a curated record.